AGGCAUUAGGAGUCGUCACAGACAAUGGUGGACAUCUGUCGCGUCAGUCACGCUGUUUGUAGCUAAAGUACUUUAUGCACUACAACUAUUGCAAUUGCGGAUACAUCAUUAGACUGGUAAAGCGCGCGGUAAUCUUAUUAGACUCAGGAAGACUCACAAUUAUCCAGUAAAUAAUUGUGAUUCUGAUGAAAACAUGCCUUUGUCGCUUGUCGGAUCUACUUUCGUGAUUACAACGAAACAAACGGGCAUAGUACUGAUAUCAGCAUCAUGGAGAGUCCUGUCCAGAGUCUCCUGCCGGUUCAUCUCUUUCGGUGGUGGCUCGACAGACAUUUUAAAACGUGCUCAAAAACAGACUGCCGAACGUGAAUGCCAAGGUACGCCUGAAAAUGCUGCAACUAUGCCAGCUUCCGUGGAUCGUCGAGAAAAUGGUCAGCCGAACAUGGCAGCAUACCUUUAUGAUAAUCAUAAAAGACUGCAUAAUUAUCUACGAAUUUCGCUUACUGAACGCUGCUCAUUUCGUUGUCGAUACUGCAUGCCGAAGAACGGGAUAUCGUUAACGCCACGGGACAAACUUCUCACAACGUACGAGCUAUUAUACCUUAUAGAUAUUUUCGCUAACCUUGGUAUAACCGCAGUGCGGCUGACGGGCGGAGAACCACUGCUACGAAAAGAUCUGGUCCAUAUCAUACGUCAUAUACACACCAACCACCCGCAAAUACGCAAGAUCGGUCUCACCACAAAUGGAUUAGCGUUAGACCGUAAUUUAGACAGUCUUAUCCAGGCCGGGUUGACCCACGUGAAUAUCAGUUUGGAUUCACUUGUGCCCACUAAGUUUGAAGAGAUCACUCGCAGGAAAGGGUUCGAGAAAAUACUACGAGCAAUAUUUAAUGCCCAACAACGCUUGCCCACCAAGGUGAACUGUGUCGUCAUACGGGAUUUCAACGAAGACGAAGUGCCUGCAUUUGUCGAGAUGACAAAAGACCACGAUCUGGAGGUGCGUUUCAUUGAAUAUAUGCCGUUUGAUGGAAAUCGAUGGAGCUUUGAAAAACUAGUCCCUCAGAAGGAGCUCGAGAAGCGAAUCCAUCGAAGCGUUCCAGACGUACACCCGUUACCUUUAGAGCCUCACCAUACUGCAAAGCUCUUUACAUCGCCAGCUCACCGUGGUCGCUGGGGUUUUAUUUCAUCAAUGUCUCAGGCUUUCUGCUCAUCGUGCAAUCGCCUGCGCUUAACGGCAGACGGUGUCUUGAAGUCGUGUCUUUUUUCGGCAAAAUCUGACGACCUGUCGCUCAGAGAUGUUCUCAGAAAGCAGUACGAUUUCCAGCAAACUACCUGCGAAGACUAUACUGAACAACACAUUUCCACUAACAUUAGCCAUAUAACACGUCUGCCUGGACUACUGGGCGAUAAUUUGCGCAAACUCGAUGAACUAUUGCAACACAAGAUUCGAACGCACCUUCGUAAGAAGCAUUUUAGCCACGGAGGAUCGGAUGUGACGAACUUGCACAAAAAUGACAACCGACCUAUGAUCACAAUUGGGGGAUAACCCGGAGGCACCCAUUUUCCUGCAUUGAUUCAUCUGAACUCGCUGUCUAUCAUCGUUAAAUUUUGUGAGGAAGGCCACUAUCUCAAUAAGGUUGCCACCUGUGUAAACACUUCAGUUGUUGAUUUUGGUUAGUUCUGCGGUCAUCACUAAAGCGAUCCGUUAAUUUCAGAAACAUCCCCUAUCAAGUUAAUGGUUGAGUAAUACGUACUUAGAGAACGAAGAAGAGAAUAGUUCGAUCGAAUCUACAAGCUUUUGAUCGUUGAUGCAUCGAUACCUAGGCCAAGGUGUUAUUUUAUCAACGAGUUAUCGGAUGGUUUUGUUCCAUGUAUAGCAAACUCAUGGGCAAUAAGCUGAACAAUCUCGGACGGGGCAAGCUAUAUACAAAUGGCUGAAAAGUUCAUAUGGCAUAAGUAGAUCGCCAAGCUUAAUCGAUGACAUGUAUGAAUGUUCCUGACGAAAUCAGAUACAAAUUUUGAUCUUUAAAAAGGCUGCUCGUGCCUGCCGAAAGGGUGGCAUCUUCCAUCAUAUCUUAUGAAAAAAGCUACAUUUUUACAAAAACCUUCGCAAAAAUUUUCAUUUUAGAAAUCUUGAAGCCACAAUAGCGCUAAGAUUUUAUCUGCUUCUUUUUAUAUAACGAAACCGUCCAAUCCCUUACACCAAGAUGCGAAACUAUAUUGAAGUACUUCAUAAUUAAACAUCCUUUUGUUUACAUUUAACUUUUAAAAAGUCUUCUAAUUCCCCACAAACGCCUGAUCCAAGUUUUUUACUCAGUUUGGUUCGCUCAAGAGAAUUUCUAGGUGAGGUAGUUUAUUUACAUAGUCGCCAUAAAGCUGUUGCUAUUUAUCGGUGCUACGUUCGAAGUCGUAUUCGAAAGAAGCAAACAAAAGUUGGUGCUGACUUUUCGACUGGACGAACUCACAUUAUUUGGUUGAAGAGCCCAAAAGGGUUCUCGACGUAUCGGAUGAAAGCGGUCGAAUCGAUCUGUAUUGCCGAAGCACAUGUCAAUGUUUUGAAAUUUGGGUGCUUUGGAAGGCCAAAUAAUAUAACGUAAAGAGUCGUGUAGUGGCGUUCGGUCAGCGUCUCCAAAAUAUACUAAAUGGACCAACUAAACUAACUAUUGGGCUUUGACGAAGAUGUUAUAGCUUAUUCAUCACCCAAUUCCACCUUAUUCUGUUUUGUUUUCCGCUGGGCCUAGUUUAGGUCAACAUCAAAUCCAAGCUAAAUAUAUCCUAGCGAUCUUUACACGUAUGUACACCACGAAUGUCUUUUUUCAGUAAAUAUGUCCCAAGUUCGACAGACAGUGAACGAAAAUAGUAGACAAUACUUUAUCCAAUAAGUGCUCCUGAGUUACCCGUUAUAUUUUGUCAAAGCUAUGUGAAAAAUUGGUACGAGUUUAUUGUGGACCAUAUAUGGAACUGAUAGGUAUGGUCGUCAUUUUGAAAAUGUAGUGCAUAUUCAUGCAUUCAGAUGGUUUGCAUCUAUAUGUAAUUCUUUAACGUGACUAUACUUCUUAUAUUGGGUAAAUUUCCUACACAAAGAGCUUCACCUGCUGCAGAAGAAAGUGCUUUGAUUGAUCUACUAUUUAUCGUAUACAGUAUGUAAACCAACUUGCGAUUUGGUCAAUAAGUCACCUAAGUAGCCAAAAGAGAAUGGAUACAUAAUUUGUUCCUACGGAAGGCACCACGUCGACAGGAAGAACAGUAGUGACUGGAGCAUAUGUUACUAAUUAUUCUUCCCUUAAAUAAAAAAGUCUUUGGCUUAACGUACAUAGGGAAGCCAAUAAACAUAGCGAUUUUCUAAACACAGAUGAAGUGCAGAUCCGCAAACUGAAAUUUGCAUAAAAUUCUUACACAGCAGAAGCUGUAUAAAGCCCUGACUACACACUGCCUUAAAUGAUGUGUUAUUGUAUACGGUCUGACAACUAUCUCCUCCAAUGUUUUCCUUAUCAGUGUGAUUAAAUAAAAAAACACAUUUCGGA
Varroa destructor (honeybee mite) is the source of this 3521-nucleotide messenger RNA. RefSeq lists its product as uncharacterized. NCBI's taxonomy places the organism in Eukaryota, Metazoa, Arthropoda, Arachnida, Mesostigmata, Varroidae. Gene Ontology annotation, molecular function: cyclic pyranopterin monophosphate synthase activity; 4 iron, 4 sulfur cluster binding; GTP 3',8'-cyclase activity. Gene Ontology annotation, biological process: Mo-molybdopterin cofactor biosynthetic process. The record is from RefSeq and is a predicted model, not a curated record.